AUGGCCUUCAAUGAUCUGCCCACGCCCGCGCACUGCAUUGCUGACUUCUGCCUGAUCCCGAUCGGCACCUCGUCGCCCUCGGUCUCGGCCCAAAUCGCCGACGUCCAGCGGUUGAUUGAGCAGUCCGGCGUGAAAUAUGUCAUGCACUCUGGCGGCACCACCCUAGAAGGGUCUUGGGACCGUGUCCACCAAGUCAUCGGGCAGGCGCAUAACCUGCUGCACCAGAAGGGCAUUGUGCGGAUUCAGACUGAUAUUCGGGUGGGAACAAGAACGGACAAGAAGCAGUCUUUUGAAGAUAAGAAAACUGCAUCGACGGAUCAGGUCCUCAAGAGAAAACUCCUCCUAAAGCUGUUAAAGAAGCAGCUAGUAAAAGAGCUGAUAUCCCCCCCCUGGCUCUUCUUCUCUGGAAAGCGGAAGGAGGAACGCAUUCCUGACCGAAUCGCGAAUAUCGAGCCGGUAGUCGUUCAAUACAUGGGAGUGGUCCAGGACUCCCUAUGCACAAACUGCAUAAAGUUCCAGGGCCCCGAGUCAAAAUGCGUCGCCUUGGUGGACAGCACCGAAGACGCCAGGGCCUGUGCAGGCGGCCGGUGGAACGGCCAAUAUAAGCGCUGCAGUAUCUGGAAGGCUGCGCAAGAGCAGCCGUUUUCAGGUCUCGUGAAAGCGCGUGGGGAGGAACUCUGCUUUAAUAAGAAGGACCAGAAUCACUGGUCUGUGAUUCUCGAUAGCCUGGGUGAUUCGGCAGAGCUUGUUCAGAAGCUUGAGUCAGUCGCCCCUAUUCUUCAGGCUUAUAACGACGACGACACCGUGGUAGCGCAAGGGAAUACUAUUGAAUUGCUCACCAGGAGCCUUGAAUUUAUUGCGAAGUUUAUACAGCCCUCAUAUGAACACAUAUCCGACUUAGGGCUCCGCGCGUCUCCUUCAGAACCUGGCUCUAGAUAG
Molecule: messenger RNA, 939 nt
Organism: Penicillium chermesinum
Lineage: Eukaryota; Fungi; Ascomycota; Eurotiomycetes; Eurotiales; Aspergillaceae
Product: cell wall biogenesis protein Ecm15
Exons: 6
Coding region: 1-939 (312 amino acids)
Cellular component (GO): cytosol
Source: RefSeq, a predicted model, not a curated record